UUUUAUCAAUUAUUUGUAUGAUAGACGACAUCGACUCGGUUUCCAUGUGUUGUAAAGAUAGGUCCGUCCCAUUCAGGACAGGGAAAGAUGAAAGUGGAGAAUAUGCAGGACUUCAACGACUUGGCCAGUGUGGUGGCCGUCACCAAAACUUACUGCACUAUUGAGCCGUUCAUUGACGCCAAAUGUGAUGUUCACAUACAGAAGAUCGGCACUAAUUUGAAAGCUUAUGCCCGUAAGUCAAUAUCUGGUAACUGGAAGGCAAACGUUGGAUCCGCUGUUUUGGAGCAAAUCAAUGUUAACGAGAGAUAUAAGAAAUGGAUGGACGAUGUGUCCGAAGCUUUCGGAGGACUCGAUAUCUGUGCCGUUGAGCUCAUUGUGGGAAAGGAUGGAAAGGAGCAUAUUAUUGAAGUGACCGGUUCUGCGAUGACUCUUCUCGGAGAGUCUCAGGAGGAGGACAGGCGAUCCAUCGCUGACUUAGUUGUACAGAGAAUGCAAUACUUCUGUAGACCAACCAUGAGUAAGCGCUCGAGUCUUACCACAGGAUAUGGAAGUACUGAAGAACAGCCAUCAGACUUACCACAACCUCAGACACAAAUGAGCGCCGGUAGAGUUGGAACACAGGGCCAGCAGCCGGUCAAUCAACCGCCACAAAGAGGUGCCGCACCUCCACAGCGACAACCAUCACAACCAGUACCCCCUCAGGCGGGCCCUCAGACACAACGAAGAGGAUCUAAAGAUCAAAAUGAAGUCAAUUCUAUAUCUGGUGUAACGAAUCCAUUCUCUCAUCAAACCCCAGCAAAUGUUGGACCAAAUGUUGGUCCAAAGCAGACAUCGGUUGUGGAGAACCAACAAAACAUAACCCAAAACCAAAACCAAAGCCAAAGACCCACACUCUUCAGAAGGAGUUCUCAAACGGGUAAUGAAGAGUCAAAAGGGGAUGAAGUGGACGACACGAUGAGGAAUCUCCGCAAGACUUUUGCUGGAAUUUUCGGUGAUAUGUGAGCCAUAGAUGAUGACUAUAGGCCCGUAUUAUCUCAUAUACCAAUAGUAUUACCGGUUAUAUGAUAUGAUAGCAUAUUAUAAUAUAAAUAUAUACACUAUUAUAAGAAUUGGAUUCAUGAC
This is a messenger RNA of Oppiella nova, 1122 nucleotides long. The record is from the annotation of a GenBank genome assembly. Lineage: Eukaryota; Metazoa; Arthropoda; Arachnida; Sarcoptiformes; Oppiidae.